Molecule: messenger RNA, 380 nt
Organism: Paramecium octaurelia
Lineage: Eukaryota; Ciliophora; Oligohymenophorea; Peniculida; Parameciidae
Source: the annotation of a GenBank genome assembly
UUUAUUGAAGAUGAUGAUCUAUAAUAAUAAUUUAGAUUGUUAAGCAAGGUAUCUAGUAGGGGAUCAGGUAAUAUCUGUUUAGAAAGAUUGUCGAUAAUAAAUACCUUUGCCUGCUUUUAUUUCAACUCAUUUUGAUUGCUCUUGUUAGAAAUAGUAGAUGAUAGUAAACAACAUGUGAAGUAAUUCUCGAUAUGCCAAAUAAUUAAUUAUGGAUUUAAAUGAGUUAUUGCAAUAGGGAUCUGUUUCAAAGAAAUCAGUUUGGCUUUCAUGAUAAAGCACUUUGAGUACAUUGAAUUGAGACGCACUAAUUAAUUAGUCUUUGGAACCACUAGCUCGGUUUGAUGUGAUAGAGUAUUUCAGAAUAGCAUAUUUACCAAAGU